Clunio marinus is the source of this 4073-nucleotide messenger RNA. The record is from the annotation of a GenBank genome assembly. NCBI's taxonomy places the organism in Eukaryota, Metazoa, Arthropoda, Insecta, Diptera, Chironomidae.
CUAACGUAAAAAAAAAUCGUCGAAAACUGAACAGGACGGAAGAAUUUUAAUAAGCGUUUUACUAAGUUUUUAGUGUAUUUAAAAAUAGUGAAACAAUUUGAUUUCAUUACCUAACUUUAUUGAGAAUAGUAACACAUAAUAAAACCAAUGGCAGCAAUUCGCAAAAAGUUAGUCAUUGUUGGCGAUGGAGCAUGUGGCAAAACUUGUCUGCUGAUCGUGUUCAGUAAAGAUCAGUUCCCUGAAGUUUAUGUGCCAACAGUUUUCGAGAAUUAUGUGGCUGAUAUUGAAGUUGAUGGAAAGCAGGUUGAGCUGGCUUUAUGGGAUACGGCUGGACAAGAAGAUUAUGACAGAUUACGUCCAUUGAGUUAUCCCGAUACAGAUGUCAUCCUUAUGUGCUUCUCCGUAGAUUCGCCGGAUUCAUUGGAAAAUAUUCCAGAAAAAUGGACGCCAGAGGUGAAACAUUUCUGCCCAAAUGUACCAAUUAUCUUAGUCGGUAACAAAAAAGAUCUCAGAAAUGAUCCGCACACAAUCAAAGAGCUUGCAAAAAUGAAACAAGAGCCGGUGAAGCCAUCAGAAGGCAAAGCCAUGUUCGAGAAGAUUAAUGCUUUUGCAUAUUUGGAAUGUUCCGCCAAAUCGAAGGAAGGCGUACGAGAAGUGUUUGAAACAGCGACGAGAGCUGCAUUGCAAGUAAAAAAGAAGAAGAAGAAUCGAUGUACAUUGCUUUAAAUUCUGAUUGCGAUGUCUUCGCAAAACACACAAAAAAAAUCUUACACAAAAACAAAACCACCCACAAUACAACAACACUCAGCAGUUCCAUUCAACAUUUUUCCUGUUUUGUUUUUUGAAGUAACAAAAGAAGAAGAAAAAGUAAAAGCUUUUCUUUUUUUACUAAUCAAGAAAAAGAAAUGUCGAUCCAGAGAGAGAAAGAUAAAUCAAAAAUGUUUUUAAUUUGAAUGCUCUUUGUGUCUCUAAAAUGUAAACUUAUUUUUUUUGUCAAACAACACGGAAGAUUUUCGUAAUUAUUUCCUCAAUUUAAUCAAUAUUUUAGAUGAAUAGAUAAACCUUAGAUGCUUUAUUUUGUACUCUGGAUAAUUAAUCUAUAAUAAUACAUUUUUUCCUUUUCUCCAUUCACAUUAUUUAUCUUUUGUCGUGUUUCAAAAAAGAAAAAGAAAGAAAGAAGAUGAUGAUAUAAAAACUUGUAAUUUAUGAAUCGAACGUAUAAAAAAAUAUAAACAGACAUUUAUGAUGAAAAAAACAUAAAUGAAAUAUUUGAACAGAAAGGAAAAUUCAGGAAGUUUUCUAAUGACGUUUCUUUUCAUUUCUUUCUCUCAACACGCUUUUCAUUUUUCAUCUUUUGUUUUAAUUUUUGUUUAAUAAUAUUUUCGAUAGCAAAAUACAGAGAAAAAUAUUUUUGCUUACUUUCCUUCCUUCAAUUUCCUAUCGAUACGAAAAAAUUUUUAUUAUUAUUGGAAGAAAACAGUUCUUACACUAAUUGAAAUGUAUUUUUAAUUUUCUCGCACAUCUGGCCCGUGAUCAUUCGAUCAUAAUGAUGAUGUGAAAAAAGCGAGGAAAACGAUAAAGAAAGAAAGAAAAUUGUAUACUUAAACAAGCGGGUUUACCAAGUAUCCGACGUGAGUGAUCGAUCUGGUUUGAAAAAGGAAAACAAAAAAUGUCGGAAAUUGUUUUUUUCAAAAAUCUUAAUUUAAUUUGGGUUUUCAAUGCCUUAAUAUGAUCAGAAAUCACUUCUCUUCCAUCCCUCCAUCAAUCAUUAACAUCAUUUCAUUUCUUCUUCGCUACCAUUUCUUCCGUGAAUUAACAUUUCAAUUUUUUCGACGAUCAAUAGCUGAUGUAGGAAGAAAAUAAAAUAAAACGCCUUUUUUCGCUUUUAGCGAACUCACCUCUGGGAUGGGAUAAAAAACAUUAUUUUUCUUCGUAAAUCGUUUACUAUAAAAGUGAAAUUACAUCUACUACAAUUGAGAAAUUAUUAUAAACAAAGAAAAAGAAAAAAAAAUUAAAAAAAUGAAAAACAAUGAAAAACGAAAUCUUAAAAAAAACAAAUAAAAUAUUAUUAGACCAAAAAAAUGUAAAAAAAAUAUCAUAAAAUUUUGUGUUUUUUAAGUAGACUGACCAUCACUGGAUGUUUAUCAAUUUUUCAUCCAGAUACUCGAUCUUUUCAGGAUAUUUGGUGACAUUUUAUUGUUCAUGUUUUUUUGCUUCCUCAUUUCGCAGAUUGAUUCUUAUUAAAAUGCUGGAUACAUUAUCUGGUCAGCCUACUGUUACAAGAAUACAUUCGCACAAUAUCUGUUAUUUAUCAUCUUAUCAGUUCUCAUCAUCUCCCUUCCCCAUUCUUCCCAAACAAUUCCACAAUUCAUCUCUUAAGUUGAGUGUCAAUGUGACUUUACACUAAAAUAUUUUAUUUCAAUUCAUUGUUUGUAGCAAGAAACGAACUUUUAAAUGAAAAUAAUAAUACUAAAAAAUAUCUUGAUUAAAAGAUAUGAAGAGAAAGAAUUAUUGUGUAAAAAGAUAAAUCUUUAAUAAGAGAAAAAAGGCCUAAUUUUGUAUCAACUGAAUAAUUGAUAUAAACUAAUGAAAAUGCAUCAAGAAUAAAAUUCAUGUAACUAUUCUCAUAAUCGCGGCUUUUCCUUAUCCCAAUUUAUCCUUCAAAAGCUGGAAAAAUAUUCAUUAGGUAGAUGAGACAAAAAUAAAAAAUCUUUGACUGUUUCUUUGACAUUUUUUAAGAAAUAUUUUUCAUGAUUUUUCUUUUGUUCGAUACGAGGAAAUCGAAAAGACUCGGUCAUGUAAUUGAUCAUGAAUAGAAAUAUCAGAAAUGAAAUUAUAUCACAAUUUUCUUGAAAUGAAAGUUUUUAGUCAGAAAAUUUUAUUGAUGAAGUGCCUAAUUUGAACGCUUGAGAAAGUUUCAUGAUAAAAUUUGACAUUAAAUAUUUUCUUUAACUCUAAACUUAAUUUUAGGUUUGUUUUUUAAAAAUGGUCGAUUUCUUCUUCAUUUCUUUAAUGAAAACGAAAUCAGUGAAAAUUCUCAAUCAAUCUUCUCAUGGAAAAGGUUUUUCAUUUCCAUUUUUUUUUCUGUUUUGGUAAUUUGAAUUUGGUAAGCUCUUCGGUUACAUUGAAAUUGUUUAUAAAGAAAUCUUUUUUAACUUGUCGGCUAUUUCUAAAGCUUAGUAAAUGAUUUACCGUAAAAGCUAUAAAAGUAUACAUAGAUACAUGUAUUUAUAUAAAAAAGAUUUAGCUAACUGAUCCUAUUGAGAUUAAGAGAAAUAACGGAAAAAAUGUCUUCUGACGAGAAAUCAUUUGAAAAUCAUUAAAUGUAUUUGUAAUUCUAACUUUAUUGCUGACUAAUAUGAGAAGCAUAACGUGAACUUUUUAAUACAUGAACAAGAAAUAAUGUCUUAAGCUAAUCAAAUUAAUCAGUGAGGGUGAAGAUUUUUUAAGUACGAAAAAAAUUUAAACGUGAAUAUGGAAACAUGAUCAUCGAUUACAAGAUGACUUGCUUGUAUCUCCUUUUUAUUACAAGAAUAAUAAAAAAUAAUAAAAAUAUUAUCAAGAAUAAGCCCAUCGCGUUGCUGCCAAGGUUUUAAUUCUCUCUUAUAAAUUCUCCAAGAAAAAAAAGUAUUCGAUAGAUAAUCACCAUGUUUUAUGAUCACAGAAUAUGUUUUUUGCAUAAAAAAUUUCUUUUAAUAAAUUGUUGGAGCGAAAAUGAAAAUAUUAAUGAACUGCUUUAAAUUCUUGGAUUGGACACUUUCAAAUUAUUUGAAGUUUCAUCAAAAUUUAAUUAGCUUUAAAAUAUUGGAAAUAUAUAUUUUUUUCUAACAGAUUGUAAGAUUAUAAUGAAUAAUUGAAAGAAUUUAGAUCAACAAAGUCAAAGAAUUAUUUUAUUUAAGAUUUCAUAGAAAAUACUUGAAAAAAUAUUUAAUUACAUUUUAUUUCGAUGGUUCAAGUUCAGAAUGUCGCUAUUGGAAUCAUAAUGAUGUGUUUAUGAUUAAAACAAGCUUAUUUAUCAUUUAACUGUCAUGCAAUUUUUCCGAUAUUUAUUGAAAUAAAGACCAAUUAAAAAA